AUGUCGAAACCCGCAGAGCAAGGUCAACAGAUUGACCUCGGAUCACUUUCUGUACAGCAACUCUCCCAAGUCAAGAAACAGCUCGAUGAGGAGACACAGCACCUGACCAACUCAUACGCACAAUUGCGCGCCGCUCAACAAAAGUUCAAGGACUGCAUCGCAUCGAUUGUCGCCGGUGUCGCAAACUCGGUCGCCGACAAGCCCUUACUGGUUCCUCUGACCUCUUCCCUCUACGUCCCUGGCACACUCGCAAGCACCGAGACCGUCCUAGUAGACGUCGGAACCGGAUUCUACGUCGAAAAGACCACCGAGCAGGCAAAGAAGUUCUACGAGACAAAGGCUGAAGAGUUGGGAAAGAAUGUCAAGGAUCUCGAGACCAUUGUCCAGGGAAAGAACCAGAACUUGAGAAUGAUCGAGGAGGUCAUGCGCCAGAAGGUUCUCGCGAGCAACCAGGCUUCUGGUAGCGCAUCGGCCUCGUCGUAA
Molecule: messenger RNA, 483 nt
Organism: Aureobasidium pullulans EXF-150
Lineage: Eukaryota; Fungi; Ascomycota; Dothideomycetes; Dothideales; Saccotheciaceae
Product: Prefoldin alpha subunit
Exons: 3
Coding region: 1-483 (160 amino acids)
Biological process (GO): protein folding; regulation of DNA-templated transcription
Cellular component (GO): prefoldin complex; cytoplasm
Source: RefSeq, a predicted model, not a curated record